GCCUUUUUGAUCCUCAAGUGGAAUAGGUGCCGCUGUUGCUGCUUGUGUUGAGUCCACAGCCGCAGCCGGACAUGGGGCUAGAGGACGAGCAAAGGAUGCUGACUGGGUCCGGAGAUCCCAAGGAGGAGGAAAAAGAGGAAGAGGAAUUAGUGGAUCCUCUAACAACAGUGAGAGAGCAAUGCGAGCAGCUGGAGAAAUGUGUGAAGGCUCGGGAGCGGCUGGAGCUCUGUGAUGAGCGUGUAUCCUCCCGGUCACAGACAGAGGAGGACUGCACAGAGGAGCUCUUUGACUUCUUGCAUGCAAGAGACCACUGUGUGGCCCACAAACUGUUUAACAGCUUGAAAUAAGUGUGCCGAUUUGUUCAACCCAGCCUUC
Cervus elaphus (red deer) is the source of this 375-nucleotide messenger RNA. RefSeq names its product cytochrome b-c1 complex subunit 6, mitochondrial-like. Lineage: Eukaryota; Metazoa; Chordata; Mammalia; Artiodactyla; Cervidae. The transcript has a single exon. Bases 72 to 347 code for a protein of 91 amino acids. The record is from RefSeq and is a predicted model, not a curated record. Gene Ontology annotation, biological process: mitochondrial electron transport, ubiquinol to cytochrome c.